AUGGACUAUGACAAAGUGAAACGUGCAGUUCUACAAAAAUUUGAGAUCAGCACCGAAACCUAUCGGCUGAGAUUUCGUUCAUCCGAGUGGGCAGAAGAGGAGUCACCGCAAGAGCUACAGGUCCGUCUGAAGGAGCUCUACAACAAGUGGAUGGACCCAAAGACAAAGACCAAGGACCAAAUAGGAGACACCAUCGUCCUAGAGCAGUUCCUUAGAAUUCUCAAUCCGGAGCUGCGCACGUGGAUCAAGGAACGGGAUCCAAAGAGCUCUAAGGAGGCUGCGGAGAUGGCUGAAGCUUUCCUCUCAGCCAGACGUCCGUCUAAGAGUUGUCUUCCACUAAAGUCCCGCCCACCCACCCAAAUGGGUGAUGUGAUCCCAAAAGAAACAAGUCCAUUCAUAAACUGUGACGUGGGGAAGAGCCAGCAGUAUGACGGCAAGAACAUGGCUUUGUUUGAAGAGGAAAUGGAUACCAGUCCCAUGGUGUCGUCACUCCUCUCCAGCCUCGCCAACUACUCCAACUUACCCACAGGAAGCAAGGAGCACGAGGAGGCUGAGAACAACGAGGAAACUGCACGGGCCACAAAACAGCCAGUGAAGGCGCCACAGUUGGGGACACUGAUGGGCGUGUAUCUGCCCUGCAUCCAGAACAUUUUUGGGGUAAUCUUGUUCCUGCGGAUGACGUGGAUGGUGGGGAUUGGCGGCGUCUUGGGCUCUUUUAUCAUUGUCUUCAUGUGCUGCUCCACGACCAUGCUUACAGCUAUCUCCAUGAGCGCAAUUGCCACUAAUGGAGUUGUCCCAGCUGGAGGCUCCUAUUACAUGAUAUCUCGCUCUCUUGGCCCGGAGUUUGGAGGAGCUGUCGGGAUCUGCUUUUAUCUGGGUACUACGUUCGCAGGAGCCAUGUACAUUCUGGGAUGUAUAGAAAUAUUGCUGAUUUACAUAGUUCCUCAAGCUGCCAUCUUUAAGCUGGAAGGUCUGGAGGGCGCGGAGGCCGAGCUAGCUCUCCUCAACAACAUGCGAGUCUACGGCACCAUCGUCCUGAGCUUCAUGGCUCUGGUGGUUUUUGUGGGAGUGAAAUACGUAAAUAAACUGGCCCUGGUCUUCCUCGCCUGCGUGAUCCUGUCCAUUGUGGCUGUCUACGCAGGAGUCAUCAACACAGCCAUCGAACCGCCACUCUUUCCUGUGUGUCUUCUGGGAAACCGCACGCUUCUCUCCAAGAGUUAUGACGUGUGCGCAAAGGUCAUUGAAAUAGAGAAUGAGACGAUCACCACCAAACUGUGGCUGUCCUUCUGUGAUUCUGACUCUCUGAACGCCACCUGUGACGAGUAUUUCACCAACAACAAUGUGACAGAAAUCCAAGGAAUCCCAGGAGUGACCAGUGGCAUCCUGUCAGAAAACCUUUUUAGUGAGUAUCUUGAAAAGGGAAUGAUGUUGGAGAAGAAAGAUGUUUUGUCUGAACCGGACACAGUUGGCCCCGCCACCACCCCCUCUGGGCGCUACGUGCUCGCAGACAUCACCAGCUUUUUUACACUCUUAGUGGGUAUAUACUUCCCAUCUGUAACAGGCAUCAUGGCAGGCUCAAAUCGGUCAGGAGACUUGAAAGACGCUCAGAAAUCUAUCCCUAUCGGCACCAUUGCAGCCAUCUCCACCACAUCCAUAGUGUAUAUGUCUUGUGUGGUGCUGUUUGGAGCUUGUAUUGAGGGUGUGGUCCUGCGAGACAAGUUUGGUGAAGGGGUGAAUGGAAACCUGGUCAUUGGGACUCUGGCGUGGCCGUCCCCGUGGGUGAUCGUGUUUGGUUCGUUCUUUUCCACUUGUGGAGCUGGUCUGCAGAGUUUGACAGGAGCUCCACGCCUCCUACAGGCCAUUUCUCGAGACGGCAUCAUUCCUUUUCUCAGAGUAUUUGGACAUGGAAAAGCCAACGGAGAGCCAACCUGGGCACUACUACUGACUGCCAGCAUUUGCGAGAUUGGCAUCCUCAUCGCCUCUCUGGAUGCCGUUGCUCCCAUCCUCUCCAUGUUUUUCUUGAUGUGCUAUAUGUUUGUGAAUCUGGCCUGUGCUCUACAAACCUUACUGAGAACUCCAAACUGGAGGCCGCGCUUCAAGUUUUAUCACUGGACUCUUUCGUUCUUGGGAAUGAGCCUCUGUUUGUCUCUCAUGUUCAUGUGUUCCUGGUAUUACGCCAUUGUGGCCAUGGGCAUCGCCACCUGCAUCUACAAAUACAUAGAAUUCUGUGGAGCUGAGAAGGAGUGGGGUGACGGCAUACGUGGCAUAUCAUUGAGUGCUGCUCGUUUUGCUCUGAUGAGGCUUGAGGAAGGUCCACCUCACACCAAGAACUGGAGGCCUCAGCUCUUGGUCUUGGUUAAUGUGGACUCAGAGCAGAACGUGGAGCACCCUCGCCUCCUCUCUCUGACCAAUCAGCUCAAAGCGGGAAAAGGGCUCACCAUCGUCGGUACUUCGGUCCAAGGCACAUUCCUGGACAACUACACAGAGGCCCAGGGAGCAGAGCAGGCCUUGAGAAAGCUGAUGGAGGCAGAGAAGGUGAAAGGCUUCUCUCAGGUGGUGGUCUCCUCCAGUCUGAGAGAUGGGACGUCCCACCUGAUCCAAGUGGGGGGGCUCGGAGGCCUGAAACACAACACAGUGAUGGUCAGCUGGCCUCAGUAUUGGAAACAGCCUCAAUACAACCAGCAAUUCAGAAACUUUAUUGAGGUGGUCAGAGAAACUACUAUCUCCAGCCUGGCUCUGUUGGUCCCUAAAAACAUCUCCAGUUAUCCCUCGAAUGGAGAGAGGUUCACUGAGGGCCACAUCGACGUGUGGUGGGUGGUCCAUGACGGGGGGAUGCUGAUGCUGCUGCCGUUUUUACUCAGACAACACAAGGUGUGGAGGAAGUGCAAAAUCCGCAUUUUCACUGUUGCUCAAAUGGACGAUAACAGCAUCCAGAUGAAGAAAGAUCUCAUCCUGUUUCUCUAUCACCUUCGCAUCGAUGCCUUGGUGGAAGUGGUGGAGAUGCUCGACAGCGACAUCUCGGCCUACACUUACGAGAAGACACUGAUAAUGGAGCAGCGGACUCAAAUCUUGAAGAAAAUGCAACUGACAAAGACCGAGAAGGAGAGAGAGAUCCAGAGCAUCACGGACUCAUCGCGUGGAUCCAUUAGACGAAAAGGCGGAUCUGGUUUUCGAUCACAACGCUGUAUUGACGAACCCUCAACAGUCACAGAAGAGGCUGCAGCCGAUGGCAACAUGAAAAACAGCUGUACAGCGUCUCCACCUACAAGUCCCACUUCCCCCAGUUCACCAGCAGGGGGCACCUGGAGCGACGGCAAAGACCACUUUAGCAUGAGACCAGAGUGGGAACAUUUGAACCAGUCAGACGUGAGGCGCAUGCACACGGCUCUCAAACUGAAUGAGGUCAUUACCAAGAAGUCCAAAGAGGCCAAACUGGUGCUGCUCAACAUGCCAGGGCCCCCGAGGAACCGAGUGGGCGAAGAGAACUACAUGGAAUUCUUGGAGGUUCUCACCGAGGGCCUGAACCGGGUCCUGCUGGUUCGCGGUGGCGGCAGAGAGGUCAUAACCAUCUACUCUUAA
Messenger RNA from Knipowitschia caucasica, 3579 nucleotides. Lineage: Eukaryota; Metazoa; Chordata; Actinopteri; Gobiiformes; Gobiidae. The record is from the annotation of a GenBank genome assembly.